Molecule: messenger RNA, 4878 nt
Organism: Miscanthus lutarioriparius
Lineage: Eukaryota; Viridiplantae; Streptophyta; Magnoliopsida; Poales; Poaceae
Source: the annotation of a GenBank genome assembly
AUGGGGCGCACGGUGCUCUCCGAUGAAGAAGGUAUGUUUUUUUCGCUGAUUUCUGCGGUUUUCGUGGUGAUUUGUGUGCAUUUGCUGAUGGAAAUUGGUGGCUUUGUUGGAACCCUAGAAGAUGAGAUUGAGGCCGACGAGGAGGAUCCGCGGUCCUCCCGGAGGGGCAGGGACGAUAUGGACGAGCACGACGAUGAUGACGAUGAUGAAGAUGACGAGGAUGGUCAGGAUGAAUUUGAGAAGGAUGACUUCAUAGUGGACGAUGAGGAAGAAGAAGUGGAAGGAGAGGAAGAGGAACAGAAGAGUGAUGAUGAGAGGCGAAAGAAAAAAAAAAAAAGAAGAGAGAUAUUACCCAGGGAAUCAGAGGACUUCAUGCUUGAUGAGGAUGACUAUAUGUUGCUCCAGGAUAAUAACAUCACUGGCAUCAGUCGCCCAAAGCCUGGAAACAAGUUUAAGCGCUUGAAAAAGGCUGGAAGGGAAUCUGAAAUGGAUGAGCGCUCUGGUUUUUCAGAUGAUGAUGGAACAGGGAAAAAACGCAGUGGCAAGGAGAGAGUGGAGUACAGUUUAUUUGGUGAUCAUCAAGAUACUGUGCCGUUUGAAGAGGACUUCGAGGACGAUCAGCAGGCAGGGGAGGGUGAGGAGGAAGUUGGUGAUGAUGAAGAUGAAAUGGCAGAUUUCAUUGUGGAGGAAGAUGAAAUCGAUGGGAAUGGACAAGUUGUAAGGAGGAAGAAAUUUAAAAAGAAGGUACCACGACAAGCAGCAGGUGUAUCGUCAUCUGCUCUGCAAGAGGCCCAAGACAUAUUUGGUGAUGUUGAUGAGCUGCUAGCGCUAAGAAAGCAAGAGCUUGAGAGGGAGGCUGCUAACUCUGUUGAGUUAAGAGGGGCGAGGCUUGAAGAUGAGUUUGAGCCAUUUAUUCUUGCAGAGAAGUAUAUGACAACAAAAGAUGAGCAAAUAAAAGAAAAUGAUGUCCCUGAGAGGAUGCAGAUUCCGUUCAUUGCAAUGUACAGAAAAGAGAGUUGUCCAACCCUAUUAAAAGGCCUCGAUUCUGAUGAGGGUAAUGAUGAGGAUAAUGAAGAUAAGAAAUCUGAUGCACGCAAAAUGAAGUGGCAUAAGUUGCUCUGGGCAGUUCAGACCUUAGACAGAAAGUGGCUACUUCUUCAGAAGCGCAAGGUUGCUUUGCAGUUGUAUUAUGAGAAAAGAUUUGAUGAUGAGAAACGGAGGAUAGAUGAUGUCACAAGGCAAGAACUUAAUAGCCAACUUUAUAAUUCCAUCAUUGAAGCACUAAAGGAUGCUAAAUCUGAGAAAGAGGUGGAGGAUGUUGAUGCAAAAUUCAAUUUACAUUUUCCUCCUGGUGAAGUAGAAGAAGAGGGCCAAUUUAAACGUCCUAAAAGGAAAUCCUUGUACAGUAUCUGUCACAAGGCAGGGUUAUGGGAGGUUGCCAACCAAUUUGGGCGCAGUGCUGAGCAAUUAGGCCACCAUCUGACAUUAACUAAGAUACCUGAAGCAGGCGAGCUUGAGAGCGGUAGACAUUCUCCUGAAGAGGUUGCUGCAAAUUUCACAUGUGCAAUGUUUGAAACACCACAAGAUGUUCUUCGGGGCGCGAGACACAUGGCAGCAGUUGAGAUAGGUUGUGAGCCAAUUGUGAGAAAGCAUGUUCGAGGCAUCUUCAUGAAUAAAGCAGUUGUGUCAACAAGUCCCACACCUGAGGGCAAUACAAUCAUAGAUCCAUAUCAUCAGCUAUCGGGUGUUAAGUGGUUGAGAGAGAAACCACUUAGCAAGUUUGUAGAUGCGCAGUGGCUUCUUAUUCAGAAAGCAGAGGAAGAAAAGCUCCUCAAGGUUACUGUGAAAUUGCCAGAAGAUGCAAAGAAAAAACUCAUGUCUGAAGCACGUGAGAAUUAUCUAAGUGAUUGUGUCAGCAAGUCUGCACAACUGUGGGAUGAGCAACGGAAGAUGAUACUGGAUGAUGCCUUCUUCAAUUUCCUUCUUCCAUCAAUGGAAAAGGAAGCUCGAUCAAUGUUGAUGGCAAAAGCCAAACAUUGGCUCCAUAUGGAAUAUGGGAAACAGUUGUGGAACAAGGUUACUGUUGCUCCUUGGAGGAAGAAAGAUGCAGACAAGAAGGAUGCUGACAUUGAUUUGGAUGAUGAAUCGGAAUUGAGAGUUAUGGCCUGCUGCUGGGGUCCUGGGAAGCCAGCAACCACCUUUGUUAUGUUAGACUCCUCAGGAGAAUUGGUUGAUGUUCUGUAUGCGGGUUCUAUCAGUAACAGGUCUCAAGGUGUCGCUGAGCAGCAGCGGAAGAAGAAUGACCAGCAACGAGUCUUAAAGUUUAUGACUGAUCAUCAACCACAUGUUGUGUGUGUAGGAGCAUCAAACUACAAUUGCAGACAACUGAAGGAUGAUAUUUAUGAGGUUAUUUUUAAAAUUGUAGAGGACCAUCCAAGAGACGUUAACCCCCAAAUGGAAAAUUUGAGCGUUGUCUAUGGUGACGAGUCUGUGCCUCGCUUGUAUGAGAACUCUCGAAUAUCUUCGGAUCAACUUCCUGGGCAGUCAGGUAUUGUGAAACGAGCUGUAGCGCUUGGACGUUACCUUCAGAAUCCAUUGGCGAUGAUCGCAACACUGUGUGGACCUGGGAAAGAGAUACUUUCUUGGAAACUGCACGCACUGGAACAGUUUCUGACUCCUGAUGAGAAGUAUGAAGUUGUUGAGCAAGUAAUGGUUGAUGCAACGAAUCAGAUAGGUUUUGACGUUAAUCUUGCUGCUAGCCAUGAGUGGCAUUUUUCUACUCUACAAUUUAUUGCUGGUUUGGGUCCGCGCAAAGCUUCUGCUUUGCAGAAAGAUCUGGUAAGAGAGGGAUCCAUUUUUAGUCGCAAGGAGCUUGUCAAACCUCUAGGAAGGAAAGUCUUCAUGAAUGCUUCUGGGUUUUUACGUGUUCGGCGGAGUGGUGCAGCUGCAGCCAGUGCUCAACUCAUUGAUCUGCUCGAGGAUACAAGGAUCCAUCCUGAAUCAUAUGUAUUAGCAAAAAAUUUGGCUAAGGAUGUCUAUGUUGAGGAUGGGCAUGAAAUAAAUGAAAUGGAUGAUGACGAGCAAGAGAUGGCGAUUGAGCAUGUUAGAGCAGACCCAAAAAUGCUGAAAGGUCUUGAAAUAGAGGAAUAUAUAAAGAGCAUUUCAGAAGAAUACCGUAAAUUGGAAACUCUGUUGGAUAUAAAGGAAGAGCUGCUGUCCGGUUUUUCUGACUGGAGGACCCCCUAUACUGAGCCAAGCCCGGAACAGGAAUUCUGGAUGCUUUCUGGUGAAACUGAGGAUACCAUAUCUGAUGGAAGGAUUGUUCAAGUAACUGUUCGCAAUAUACAAGAGAACAAAAUAAUUUGCACCUUUGAUUCUGGUUUGAAAGCCAUAGUUAUGGCAGACAACUAUUCUGAUGAGGGUUUUGAUCCAGAAUCAUCACAGUUACGUGAAGGUGAUGUAUUAACUGGCAAAAUUCGAAACGUGAAUAAAAAUAGGUUCAUGGUUUACCUAACGUGCAAGGCUAGUGAGAUGAGGAGAAGGCCAUUCUCCAGGGGUGAUCAGGAUCCUUAUUAUCACGAACAAGACAUGACCUCACAAACUGUAGAAGAUAAGGCUCGGAAACAAAAGGAACUUGCAAAGAAGCAUUUCAAGCCCCGAAUGAUUGUUCAUCCCCACUUUCAGAACCUGACAGCCGAAGAAGCCAUGCAGUUUUUGUCAGAUAAAGAGCAUGGUGAGAAGGUGAUCCGGCCAAGUUCCAGGGGACCAUCUUUUUUGACACUUACCCUGAAAAUUUUUGAUGGUGUUUAUGCACACAAGGAGAUAACCGAAAGUGGAAAGGAUCACAAAGAUAUUACAAGUUUGCUUCGCCUAGGGAAAACACUAACAAUUGACAAUGAAACUUUUGAAGACCUCGAUGAGGUCAUUGACAGAUAUGUGGACCCAUUGGUAGGAUACCUUAAGAGCAUGCUCUCUUAUCGUAAAUUCAGAAAGGGUUUAAAAAAUGAGGUUGAUGAGAUGUUAAGGGCAGAGAAAGCAGAGAACCCUAUGAGAAUAGUGUAUAGUUUUGGCAUCUCUCAUGAACAUCCUGGCACCUUUAUAUUGUCAUAUAUUAGGAGUACAAAUCCACAUCACGAGUAUAUUGGAUUAUACCCAAAGGGCUUCAGAUUCAGGAAGAGAGACUUUGACAACAUUGACCGCCUUGUGUCCUAUUUCCAGAAGAAUAUUGACAAACCACCACCUGAUGCUGGACCAUCAAUGCGAAAUGUUGCUGCAAUGGUACCUAUGAAAAACUCAGCUUGGGGUUCUGGUGGUGGUGGUGGUGGGGAUGCAAACAGUGGUUGGAGGGGAGAUGGUAGUAAUGAUAGGGACAGACCUUUCUCUGGCAGAUCAGGAGGGAGGUUUGAUUCAAGGAAUAACUCUGGUGGUCGUGGACGAGGACGGGGGCGUGGCCGGGGUAACUUUGGCAAUGAUGAUAAUGGUGGUGGAGGUUGGAGUGGAGGAGGUGGUGGUGGCAACAGUGGAGGGUGGACCGAUAACAUUGGCAGCGUGGGAGGCGGAUGGGGCACAGGUGGCAGUGGUGGCUCUUCCCGGGGUGGUGGUGGUACUGGUGGGGGAUCUGAUGCUGCUGGCUGGGGUGGAGCUGGCGAUGACAGCAACCGUGGCGGUGGAGGCGGCUGGGGAUCAGCUGCUAGUGGUGCUGACAGUGCUGGUGGCGGAAAUGGAGCCUGGGGAGCAGCUGCUGGUGGCUCUAAUGACUCAGGAUGGGGUAGCGCCAAAAGGCCGUCCCAGCACAGGAUGGUGGAAGCGGCUGGGGGUCUGGCGGUGGUAGUGGCUGGUGACCGCUGUGUUUUGCGUUGUAGUUCAGACGACUGCUAG